CAAAGAAACCACGAUGUAAAUGAGGGCGAAGGGUCAUUAAAUGAUAAUUUAACUCAUUAAGGACCGCGUGUCUUUUGUUGUUAAUUGCAAGAUUCAUUAAAAAAACCAUUGUUUUUAAUUAUAACACUAACAAAUCAAUAAUAUAACAUACUCUGCAUCAAAAGAAUCAUUGCAAAGCAUUGUGUGAUAAAGUCAACAGAUUUUCCAAUCAUAAUGAAGUUUACUGUGUCAUUAUUGCUAGUCAUUUGUUUGGCAAAAUGUUUCGCACAGGAGGGCCAACUUCAAGAAGAAGGAAUGGAAGAUGCACCUGCUACAUACCUUGGUGGAAUGAUGAGUUCCUUUUUCCAACGCUUCGAAAAAAUGAGUGAUAGCAAACGCAGAACAGAAUUCAAUAAAGUGCUUCCAGCCAUUGAUGCAAACAACGAUGCAGAAAUCACCUUUGACGAAGUUAAAGCUUGGGUUUUAAAGAAUGUUGAAGAUGAAGCUAAAAGCCUUGAUUUCUCCAGGUUGGAGAUUUUGAACAUGGAUACAGAUAACGAUGGAAAAUUAUCGUGGAAAGAAAUGGAAGAUGACCAUCGUAAACAACUGGCUCAAACCAGUGGAAAGGAUGGUUAUUUUCAAAUGGGAAAAGAAUUGAAACGCGAAAAAGUUCGAUUUGAUCACAUUGAUAAAAACAAAGAUGGUUUUAUUACUCCAGAUGAGUUUCCAAGACUUGUUUUGCCAGACAACUUUGCAGAUAUGAGUGAAGUCGCUGUUGAUCAUUACGUACUUGAUUUCGACGAAGACAAUGAUGGAGAAGUCUCAAAAGCUGAAUUCAUCAAGCAUGCAAGACGUGAUCCAAACAUUGACGAUCCUGAAGAGCAUUUUAAAACGCAUGAUAAAAACAAAGAUGGUAUCCUCAGCAAGGAUGAACUUCGUGAUCAUGCUCUUGAAAGCACCUCAUCAUCGCAUCUCAGUUAUGAGUUGAUGGCGAUAUUUAAACUUUUGGACAAAAAUGCGGAUGGCGUUUUGUCUUAUAACGAGUUAUCAAAAGGCUACAAAUAUUUUACUGAUCUGAAGGAAUCGCUUCCAAAUGAUGCUAUCGAGAACGCUCAUAAAGACGAACUAUAAACAAUUAUAAAUGUUUAAGAUUCACAGCCAAUAUAAAAAAAGAAACUUAACAACACUUUUGGAAAUGGAAACGAAUGAGUUUUCUCUAAUAUCUCUUUUUUAUCCUUCUAGGUUUUGUAUGUUAAAACGAAGAUUUUGUAGUUAGUACUAAUAAAUAAAUAUUAAUCUUCUAUUGAAA
This is a messenger RNA of Hydractinia symbiolongicarpus, 1288 nucleotides long. RefSeq names its product calumenin-like. Gene Ontology annotation, molecular function: calcium ion binding. Gene Ontology annotation, cellular component: endoplasmic reticulum. The transcript is spliced from 5 exons. Bases 214 to 1110 code for a protein of 298 amino acids. Lineage: Eukaryota; Metazoa; Cnidaria; Hydrozoa; Anthoathecata; Hydractiniidae. The record is from RefSeq and is a predicted model, not a curated record.